Toxotes jaculatrix (banded archerfish) is the source of this 4183-nucleotide messenger RNA. It is a transcript of the gene mtf2, whose product is annotated as metal response element binding transcription factor 2. Gene Ontology annotation, cellular component: nucleus. NCBI's taxonomy places the organism in Eukaryota, Metazoa, Chordata, Actinopteri, Toxotidae. Gene Ontology annotation, biological process: chromatin organization; regulation of DNA-templated transcription. Gene Ontology annotation, molecular function: DNA binding; chromatin binding. Bases 192 to 2045 code for a protein of 617 amino acids. The transcript is spliced from 15 exons. The record is from RefSeq and is a predicted model, not a curated record.
GGGAAACCAAAAUGGCGAACGUGCUGGGGGAAAAUGAACCGUUUGUUAUUUUCUGAAGAAGAUACAAGCCCCGCAAGUUUUCGCGAAAUACUUUUGAAAUAAAUUCAACUACAGAAAGAGCGAGAUACCAGCGGCCAUUCCUACUGAGUUAUUUUGUCGUGCGAGUUAUUUGUAGAAGCGGAGGUGACCGAAUGAGAGACUCAGGGGUUGUGGAUCACCUGUCUGUCCAUCACAGAGCUCACCCCCAGCGGCAGCAGCAGGCUGUGUCCUUGUCCCCCACAAGCCUUUCUGCUAGGGGAGAGUAUGGAGAAGACGAAAUGUCUGGCAGGUUUACAGAGGGACAGGAAGUAUUGGCCCGGUGGUCAGAUGGCUUGUUCUACUUGGGGACAAUCACAAAGAUAGAUCGGGACAAGCAGCGAUGCUUUGUGGUCUUUGAGGAUCGGUCAAAGUCAUGGGUUCUGUGGAAGGACAUUCAGACAGGGGAUGAAGAUGAUGAGGAUGAUGAGGACGAUGACAUUGUGUGCUCCAUAUGUCAGGAUGAAACUUCAGAGGAACCUAAUGAGAUUGUCAUUUGUGACAAGUGUGGACAAGGCUACCAUCAGCUGUGCCACUCCCCCAUUAUUGAUGCCUCUGUCAUCGACUCAGAUGACAAGUGGCUCUGCUCAGAGUGUGAGCUUACGUCUAUACCUAAGAGGGGGGGUGCACACAGGAGGGGAGCGUCUGCUAAAGGCUUUCUGCAGCAAGAGCAGCAGCAGCACAUGGAGCUGCACCUGUCCUUCCCAUAUGCCCUGGAUGAACUGGUGUGGGACCAAGGCCACAAGACUAACAUCCAACAGUGUUACUGCUACUGUGGAGGCCCGGGAGACUGGUACCUGAAGAUGUUGCAGUGUAACACGUGUCAGCAGUGGUUCCAUGAGGCCUGUCUCCAUUGCUUACAGAUGCCCAUGCUCUAUGGAGAUAGGUUUUACCUGUUUGUUUGUUCCGUUUGCAAUGGUGGACCAGAGUACCUCAGCCGACUGCCUCUCAGAUGGGAGGAUGUCGCACACUUGAGCUUGUACAACUUGAGUGUGAUCCACAAAAAGAAGUACUUUGACUCUGAGAUGGACCUGAUGGCCUACAUCAAUGACAACUGGGAGAUGCUGCAGCUCGGGGAGCUCUCCAACACUCCGAGAUCAGAGCGAUAUGAAUGUGUUCUUGAGGCAUUAAACAACAACAGCAGCAUGUUCAUGUCAGGGAAGGAGGUGAAGAAAAAGAAGCACUUGUUUGGCCUGAGGAUCCGUUUCCCUCCCGCUCCCCCCAACUCUGAUGAGCCAAGCAGCAGAAUGAUGGAGAGGGCUUCACAUGAAAUCACCAUUAAGGGUUGCAAGUCCACCAAAGCCCUGUCUGGCAUGAGGACUUGCGCUACUCUAACCAAUGGCACAGAGAAGAAGAAGAAAAAGAGGAAGCAAGGAGCACGUUCUCUGGAAACUCUGGCUAAACCACAACGCUCCAGUGAACUUUUGUCCCAGCAAAUAAGAAAGCCUCUACCACUAGAGCCCCAUGCAUUGGACCACUUAACUUCUAUCAAGAAUGGCAGGUCUCUGCUGUCUUCACAAACUUCAGAUGUGGAAUCCAUAGGAGCCCUGAGCACCUCAGAAACUACCUCAACUAGCAUUUCAAGACAGUCCAGCCUCUGUAGCUCCAGCAAGACGCGCACGACAGCCUGCAUCAUGCCUGUUUCCUCUCCACCCAUAAAAAGGAAACGUGGGCGGCCACGGCGGGCCCUGCAGCCCCCUAACCCGGAGAUCCCCCCUCCCAGCCAUGCAGACCCAAACCCCUCAGCGACAGAGAUGCUGAGCAGCCUCCCAGGGCUUCACUCAACAGACAUAGUUCAUGGCAUGGACCCCAACAGCCAGCUCUCCCACCUCAAGAGCUCCAUCAGCAGCUAUUUCGGAGCAGCAGGGCGGCUGGCUUGCGGGGAAAAGUACAAAGUCCUGGCCCGACGGGUCACCCUCGACGGCAAGGUGCAGUACCUGGUGGAGUGGGAAGGAGUCACUGCCUCCUAGGCCUCUCACUUUCAUCAUCCCUUCUAACGUUUAACCAGCACCUACAAGAAGUUUAUGGCUGUGGUGAGGAUGCUUGCACAGCCUGUAUUCAGAGCAUUAAUUGAUAUAUGCCUUUGUUUAGUUUAGACAGAAGCACGUUUUGCCUGUUAAGCUUACUGUAAAGCCUACUGGUUCUGUGCAGUCCAAGGUGAUUACAGCACAUUUAAACAUAUGUAUUUUCUUCAUGUGUUUAAAGAUUACAGUUCAUUCAUAAAGACGAGGCAUUGUCAUUUCACCACACCAUGUUUGUUAUUCUGCUUUUAACUUUCAUUAUCUGCUUUGAAUGUUUACAGGACACCCCAUUUAUUCAGGGGCAAAUAAUUGAUCAGUGGACUGCACCUGUAGGCUUUCAGUGAACCCGUUAUUGUGCUUGAUCCAGUGAUAUGCUUUUUCAUUUUCAGACCCAUUACGUAUAAACUUGUAAGAAAUGAACAAAAUGUAGUUGGUCGAACAUUUAAACGGUGAAUCCUGGGGGAUAAGAGAAAGAGGGGAAGUUUAGUUCAAACAUAUAUUUUUUUGACAAAUUGCAGUCAUGUUGUGAAGAAUUACAUAUGUUUGGUUAACAUUUAUUUUCUAACAAAUUUGGUAAAUAACAUGUCCCUUUACAUCAGUGUCCCCUCCUUCUCUAGUACCUCUUGUUGCCUUGGGCAGACAUAUCCUUCAGUUCUCUUUGGAAAGGCUGCUCAUUUGUGAGCAGCUCAGGAGGAAAUCGAAACAAAAGAGAUGUGCUGCUGCAAAUGUUUAUUAUUUUAUAUAGAAUUAUACUACAUUUAUUAUUACCUUUUCUACUUGUACUUUUUCGUAUGCCUUUUCCAUUCAACAAGGCAGAUUUCUCUGCUUUCCUUCUUUUUUUUUUUCCAAUUAUGGAUUGCACAUAUCAAAUUAUAUCUAUUUGGCCAGCAUCUCAUUUUGAACAGAUAAAUUAAGGUUUUUCAGCCCCUAAAAGGCAGCAUGUAGAUCAUAACUCCCAACCAUUCAAGUGUGAGAUUCUUUAAAAUAACACCCCCAAAUGAAGUUUAAUUACAAGUUAUAAUUGUUAAUAACUCCAUACCCAAGAGGAUACUUAGUAAGCUGUGUGCAUUCUGAAAAAAAAAAAAAUUGUUUUCGUAGUAAAAAUUUUAAGAAACUUCAGUGUCUUUGUCUAAACACAUAUCCUUUUAAAGCAUUUUGAUUUGAAAGCGAUAAAAUGACUGUUAACUUUGAGAUCUUUAAGGACCUAUUUAGUUUUUACUUUGUCUGAUAGUUAUUCAAAAAAAAUAAUAAAGUGCUGCGUAAGAUGAAUGUUGUAUACCCAGUUCCCAGUUCAGAAUUGUUUUACCUUUUUUUUGUGCUGCCUAUGCAAGUUAGUCCUGGAAAAAAUGUUCUGUUUCAUACAACUUGACGACAUUGAACUUCAGCAUCACUAUUUUGUCGAUUUGACUCAGGUGUUUCAGUUGUCAUGUGACGGGUGCAACAAAAAAUUUACUUUAAAAAAAAAAUGCACUUGGAUUUUUGCUUUUAGAGUCAAGUUCACCUUGUAGUCUACACACUCAGGAUAUGCCCAAAAACUUCACUGUAUUGCAUAGGCCGGCAUUUGCAGCUUGACAGGAGGUUUAUAAGUUAUUUACUCAGUGUUUUUUUUUGGUCAGUAUUUUUUAUAUCAGGUCCUCCAUUUGUCACUUUUCUUUGGACCGUUAUGUAAGUAUGCCUUUUUUUUUCUAUGAGCAAAAUAAUUUGUAGUCCAUUUUUACUGCAGCAAUUGCUUGUUUAAACUGAGUCAGAAAACAAUCACUGGAAAACUAAUGUGCUGUAUGUCAGUGCUAGAGGUAAAUAUUCAGUUAGUAUGGCUGUCUCCUUUUGGAGAUGUUUUUGUUAAAAUGGACAGACCUGUUUGGCACUGAUACCUCCUCAUUGUAUGGAUGGAGUCAGUGCAUUUGAAGCUUCUCUCUUCUGUUCAGUCAGUGUCUCAGCCCACAUGUUGCCACCACUGACUUCCAGCAGGCUUCUGCAGCCAAAGAACGUUCGUCUGCUUUGUCUCUUGAGAUUCUUCUUAUUACAUUUUUACACAUCAUUAUAUAGGUUGACGUGUUACUUCUGAACCUGUUUUGUUAAAGGUUGAA